GCCCCUAUAUUAUAUAUAUAUAUAUAUGAAAGACCAACAAAGAAUAAAGCUGUGAUUCCAGUCCAAAACGGUUCUACGGCGGCAUUUUCUCUCAUUCUCCCGCCACAGUCACCGCUGCUUCUCAUCUCCGAUCCUCCGCGUAACGACGGCAAGUUCUUCAUCUCUGCCGUGCUAAGAUUCUCUAUGGACCAAUUGAAGUUUCAAAUAGAUGAAAUACUAAAUAAACUAAAAGAAAGAAGUUCCGGUCAAUCUGACCUUUUCGAAAUGAUCAGUAAAUUGGAGCAAGCAAAAUCUUGUUUGCUUGUUGAAGCUAUGGUGGCUGGUAAGGUGGCUCUGCAGGUGGCUGGUGGGGUGGCUGAUGACCAGCAGGUGGCUGGUGGGGUGGCUCUGCAGGUGGCUGGUGGGAUGGCUGAUGUUCUGCAGAUGGCUGGUGGGAUGGCUGAUGUUCUGCAGGUGGCUGGUGGGAUGGCUGAUGACCAGCAGAUGGCUGGUGGGAUGGCUGAUGUUCUGCAGGUGGCUGGUGGGAUGGCUGAUGACCAGCAGAUGGCUGGUGGGAUGGCUGAUGUUCUGCAGGUGGCUGGUGGGAUGGCUGAUGACCAGCAGGUGGCUGGUGGGAUGGCUGAUGUUCUGCAGGUGGCUGGUGGGAUGGCUGAUGACCAGCAGGUGGCUGGUUGGGUGGAUAAUGAUUUAAGAUGGAUGUAUUCAUGGGACUUGUGUGACGAUGACACAUUUGUUUGGAUGAGCCCUGCCCCCAUCCCUUGGUUUACCAAAAAUCUGGAAGAAGACAUUGAACGUGAUUCUCUAGAUAUCAAUCUUACUCUAGGUACCAUCUUACUGAAUGCGAGUCCUCCUACGUGCUUCUUAAAGUCGCCAAAAUUCUUUUCGGUAGGCAUGCCAGUCACUUUGACAAGUUCAAAGUUAACUGACAUUGUCACCUGUCCAGCGGUGCUUAUGAUUGCUGGGGAAGGAACCAGAUAUUCCAUACAUUGGCCAGUAUUAGGGCACAAGUUUGGACUUUAUUCUACGAUUCGUUUGUGGUAUCAGUGGAAAUCAUUUCCAUUUGGCUGGAAGCACAAGCUUUUUAUUACCAUUGAGUCAGUGUCUGCAGAAGCAGGUCCUUCUAAUCAAACCACUGGGAGAAAGAGAAGUAAUAUGCAGUAAUUGAGAAUGAAAUUGGGAUCUUGUCCUUCUAAUCAAACCACUGGGAGAAAGAGAAGUAAUAUGCAGUAAUUGAGAAUGAAAUUGGGAUCUUCUUAUUAUCCUCUUGUGGGAAGACUGAUAUACCCUGAUGGGGUUUAUAAUAGUAAAACAAAUGACUGUCAAUUUUAGUUUGAUAUGUAAUGGUUAAAACACUUGUGACUUACCAUUACAAUCUCAUGUUCAAUUUCACAAAAAAUUUAGAAACUAGACUAGGGGUUCAAAUUUAUCAAUCUUGCAAAUGCACAGCACUUUUCUCUUUCUUUG
Solanum lycopersicum (tomato) is the source of this 1464-nucleotide messenger RNA. RefSeq lists its product as uncharacterized. The record is from RefSeq and is a predicted model, not a curated record. Lineage: Eukaryota; Viridiplantae; Streptophyta; Magnoliopsida; Solanales; Solanaceae.